ACUGAUACGAAGAAGAUAUCUGCCGUCUCUAUAUUUUUUGAGACCAUGCCAUACAGACUGAAUGAGAGCACUGGCUACAUUGACUAUGACCAGCUUGAGAAAAGUGCCACACUCUUUAGGCCAAAGUUAAUUGUCGCUGGUGCUAGUGCUUAUGCACGUCUUUAUGACUAUGCACGUAUCCGAAAGGUUUGUGACAAACAGAAGGCUAUCAUGUUGGCAGAUAUGGCUCAUAUUAGUGGGUUAGUUGCAGCUGGAGUCAUCCCAUCACCAUUUGAUUAUGCAGAUGUUGUGACUACCACAACCCACAAAUCCCUUCGCGGGCCUCGUGGUGCCAUGAUUUUCUUCCGGAAGGGUGUGAAGGAGGUUAAUAAGCAAGGAAAGGAGGUGUUGUACGACUAUGAAGAUAAAAUUAACCAGGCAGUCUUCCCUGGACUUCAAGGUGGUCCUCACAAUCAUACAAUUACUGGCUUGGCAGUUGCUUUGAAACAGGCAAUGACUCCAGAAUACAAAGCUUACCAAGAGCAAUGCCUUAGCAACUGCUCAAAAUUUGCCCAGGCUUUAGCGGGAAUGGGUUAUGAACUUGUUUCUGGUGGAACAGAGAAUCACUUGGUCUUGGUGAACUUGAAAAACAAGGGUAUUGAUGGUUCUAGGGUUGAAAAAGUUUUGGAAGCGGUACAUAUUGCAGCCAAUAAGAACACUGUUCCUGGAGAUGUAUCUGCCAUGGUCCCUGGUGGCAUCAGAAUGGGGACUCCUGCACUCACAUCAAGGGGAUUUAUUGAGGAAGAUUUUGUGAAAGUUGCUGAAUUCUUUGAUGCUGCUGUGAAGAUAGCAGUGAAAAUAAAGGGUGAAGCUCAAGGAACAAAGUUGAAAGACUUUGUGACAACACUACAGUCUAGUGCUUCCAUCCAGUCGGAGAUUGCAAAACUCCGCCAUGGUGUGGAGGAGUAUGCAAAGCAGUUCCCUACAAUUGGGUUUGAGAAGGAAACCAUGAAGUACAAAAACUGAGAGCUCGACUGAGUAUAUACACAAAGGGCAAAUAUCCAACUUGUUGAAGGUGUAUGGGAUAGGCUUUCAAACUGCAGUUUGCUCUCAAGGAUAGGAUUUUCAUCUUAUAAUAAUAUGUAAAAUCCAGCAGUACUUGUUUCCAGACUUUGCACUUUGUAUAUUAACGAUUGUAAAUCAACUGAGGUCCUUGAAAGCAAUAAACUCCUCUUAUCUCAGUACUUCAA
Nicotiana tabacum (common tobacco) is the source of this 1229-nucleotide messenger RNA. The record is from RefSeq and is a predicted model, not a curated record. Lineage: Eukaryota; Viridiplantae; Streptophyta; Magnoliopsida; Solanales; Solanaceae.